AUGUCAUUUUUAGAAAAUGAGAUAGAUGUUGGAAAUAAACCAGAAUAUACUCAAAAUCAAGGACCAGUUAAUAUUGAAAAUGGUAAAAUUAUUGGUAAACGUUAUAAAAUAAUUAAAAAAUUAGGUGAAGGAGGUUGUGGUGCUGUAUAUAAAUGUCUUAAUAUUGAUAAUGGAAAAUAUUAUGCUUUAAAAGCAGAAUCAAAUUUUGUUACAGGUGGAACAGUUUUAAAAUUAGAAGCACAAAUUAUGAAAAAACUUAAAGGAAAAAUUUGUAAUAUUAGAAUGGUUGCAUCAGGUAAAAAGGAAAAAUAUUGUUAUAUAGUUAUGAAUUUAUUGGGAAAAAAUCUUUCUGAUUUACAUAAUUUAUGUGGGAAAUUUACAUUAUCAACACUUAUACGAGUUGCAAUUCAAUGUUUACAUGCCAUUAAACAGGUGCAUGAAAUUGGUGUUGUACAUCGUGAUGUUAAACCUGCUAAUUUUGCUAUUGGUAGUAAUGGUAUUAGUGUUAAAAUGAUUCAUAUAUUAGAUUUUGGUUUAGCAAGAGAAUAUACAAUUAUGAAAAAUGGAAAACUUGAACAUCGUGUUGGUAGAGAUGGAGCAUUAUUCAGAGGAACAGUAAAAUAUUGUUCCAUUAAUACUCAUUUACGUUGUGAACAGGGACGAUGUGAUGAUUUGUGGUCUUUGAUGUAUUUAUUAGGUGAAUUUAUAAAAAUAUUACCAUGGGAAGAUUAUUGUGAUGAUAAAGAAACUACAUUAAAAUUAAAAAAAACAACUAAAGAAGAAACAUUAUUUCCUGGAUAUGAUAAUUUUACAUCUAUAACAACAUACUUAAAAACAUUAAAUUAUUAUUCUAAACCUGAUUAUGGAAAUAUUGCUCAAGUAUUUUUAAAAUAUAUGAAAGAUAAUAAUGUGAAAUAUACAGAUCCAUAUGAUUGGGAAACAAAAAAAUUUUUAGAAAAAAAAGAUAAUUUUAGUGAUGAUGAUACAUCAAUAUCAAAUAAGAAAGAUAAAAAUAAAAAAGAUAUAAAUAAAAAAGAUAAAAAAAAGCAAAAUGUAAUUUCAAAACAUGCAACAAGUACAUUAGAAUCUGUUGAGUAUGAUUUUGCCGAUGUUUUUAGUUUACCAAAUUUUGAAAAUACAGAUAUGAAAUUUUAA
Messenger RNA from Strongyloides ratti, 1155 nucleotides. Its product is annotated as Asator. Bases 1 to 1155 code for a protein of 384 amino acids. The transcript is spliced from 2 exons. Gene Ontology annotation, cellular component: nucleus; cytoplasm. Gene Ontology annotation, molecular function: ATP binding; protein serine/threonine kinase activity. Gene Ontology annotation, biological process: signal transduction; peptidyl-serine phosphorylation. Lineage: Eukaryota; Metazoa; Nematoda; Chromadorea; Rhabditida; Strongyloididae. The record is from RefSeq and is a predicted model, not a curated record.